AUGCGGAGGGCAACAACGUCGCUCGUCCGCCGCAGCCAGCGGCAAUUUUCGCAAGCAGUACACCCUCCAUUGCAGAUCACAACUCUGCCCAACAAAAUCAGAGUUGCUACUGAGUCGACUCCCGGUCAUUUUUCAUCCGUUGGACUCUAUGUAGAUGCGGGAUCCAGGUAUGAGGACUCAUCGACCUCUGGCGUUAGCCAUUUUCUGGACAGGAUGGCCUUCAAGACUACCAGCUCUCGCUCCACGGAAGAUAUGGCAACCGCAAUGGACAAGCUGGGUGGUCAAAUCAUGUGCUCUUCGUCACGCGAAUCCAUCAUGUACCAAUCGUCCAACUUCGACCAAGCUACUCCUCUCGCGCUUUCUCUCAUAUCAGACACCAUCUUAAAUUCCACAUUUCUACCCGAUGAACUCGACGCCCAGAGAGAUGCCGCUCGUUAUGAGAUCCGAGAAAUUGGUCAGAAACCCGAGAUGAUUCUGCCAGAGGUCUUGCAUGAGGUUGCAUACGGCAGGAAAACACUUGGGAAUCCUCUCUUAUGCCCAGAAGAGCGAAUAGACGCAAUUACCGGAGACCUACUUCGGGACUGCAUUACAAACUGGUACCGCCCGGAGAGGAUGGUGAUUGCUGGUGCUGGGAUGCAUCACGAACGACUAGUGGAGUUGGCUGAUAAAUAUUUCUCAUCCCUCAAAUCUGCGCCAACACCAUCAGUUUCAUCACCUCAGCCGUCAGCUACUCAGAAUCUACCACCACACUUACUUCCCUCAUCCUCACCCUCGCUCUACAAGUCAUUAACUCGCGCUGCAUCAACAUAUCUGUACCCUUCGUCCCUUUCUACCGAGCCACCACUUCCUUCACUGAACCCUCACUCUAAUUACGUUGGUGGCAUCCAUCACAUCCCCAGUACGACAGAGUUCGAUCAACUCUACCUUGCCUUUGAGGGUGUAGGUAUUCAUGACGAGGAUAUAUAUACCCUUGCCACUAUGCAAGUCCUCCUUGGAGGUGGUGGAAGUUUUUCAGCUGGUGGUCCUGGGAAGGGCAUGUACUCUCGACUUUACACACACAUCCUGAAUCACUACACCCAAAUCGACCAUUGUGCUUCCUUCCAUCACAUUUACACGGAUUCCUCACUCUUUGGCGUCUUUGCCUCGUUCGUCCCCAAUGUUCCCGGCCAGAGAGGCAACACUCCUGCACAAAUGCUGCCCCACCUAGCUAAUCAACUUAGCCUGCUUAUAUACCAACCUGUUCCCAAAGUUGAGCUUGAGCGCGCCAAGAAUCAACUCAAAUCAAGCCUGAUGAUGGCUCUCGAGAGUCGGGCGGUGGAAGUGGAAGAUCUUGGCCGACAGUUGCUUGUCCACGGUCGGAAGAUUCCUGUGACUGAUAUGACUGCGGCCAUAGACAAGGUGACUCCUGACUGCGUGCGCCGCGUCGCUACUAGACUAUUCGCACCUUCGUCUGGAAACAAAGCUACGAUUUUGACGAUGGGGCGCGGGGAUAUAGGAGAUUGGAAGGCGACGCUUAAAAAAUAUGGUGUCGCAGGAGCUUGA
Molecule: messenger RNA, 1542 nt
Organism: Suillus subaureus
Lineage: Eukaryota; Fungi; Basidiomycota; Agaricomycetes; Boletales; Suillaceae
Product: Metalloenzyme, LuxS/M16 peptidase-like protein
Exons: 4
Coding region: 1-1542 (513 amino acids)
Cellular component (GO): mitochondrion
Molecular function (GO): metal ion binding; metalloendopeptidase activity
Source: RefSeq, a predicted model, not a curated record